Labrus bergylta (ballan wrasse) is the source of this 630-nucleotide messenger RNA. Lineage: Eukaryota; Metazoa; Chordata; Actinopteri; Labriformes; Labridae. The record is from RefSeq and is a predicted model, not a curated record.
CUUCCGCCUGGUCCCAACCGGAAACACAAGGCAGACAGCCGCCAGACAAACAUGGCCAUGUUAUCGUAGCAGCAGGUUCAAAGAUCUACAUCCAUGGGGGCAUGGCCGGGGACAAAUUCCACAAUGACGUGUUCUCUCUCGAUACAAAGAUCAUGAAGUGGGAGAAGGUGCAAGUCAAAGGAGAUAUCCCACCAGGAGUAGCAGCCCACUCAGCUGUGGCUUUGGGAAAGAACAUCUAUAUCUUUGGGGGAAUGACAGCAGAAGGAGCGACCAACUCCAUGUAUAGAUUCAACACUGAUAAUCAUGAGUGGGACAUCCCAGAGUGGGAGGGUUUGGACUCGCGGUAUGAACACUGCUGCUUUGUCCCAGAAAGCUGUCCUCAGAGCCUGUGGGUGUUUGGAGGGGCACAGCAGAGCGGCAACCGCAAUUGUAUCCAGAAUGUACAGCUAACAGGUAAAUCCCAAUUCAAAUGAAUCCAGUACUCUCUUAUUUUCAGAUGGUUUCCCUGACUAAUUCCAAUUCACAUGAAGAAGAGGUGCUAAUAUACUGUGUAUGUUACUUUGGAAUUAUCUGAUGUAGUGAAAAACUAAAGUCUCUCUGCCCUCCUUCAGACAUGUUUGUAAUCUUUCA